AUGCCUCAACAACCACGCCACAACAUCCACCGACGGGGUCAAUCGUUCGAUCUUCAACGAAGCCCCAUACGGAAGCAACAGCAAGGCAGCAUGGUAAGUAUGACUAACCUCGGACCAAUCCACGGACAACAAAUUUUGCGGGAAGCGCAGCAGCAACGAAUAGCAAGACCGGGCCAGCAACAUCCAAAUAUGACCAUGGACAUGCCUAUCUCUCCUGAGUGCGGCAUGUUCCCGGUGACCACUUCAAUUCCACAGUCACCGUACGACAACAUGAGAAUGAAUGCAAUCAUGCAACAGACCUCUCCAGGCAUGACCUUUUCGCAUUCCCAACAAUACUUUACCGACCUCAAUGUGCAAAUGCAGACUGGCGGUCCAACGGGACUCAUGGAUGAGAAUAAUGUCCAGUACUUCCAUGAGGCUCCAGCACCCCAGUUUCAACACGGUGUCGGUAUUUCCUUCGACAAUCGAAGAAUGUCGCAACCUGAUCUGCGGGUACAGACCCAGUUGCGACCUCAUACACCUUCACAUCAAAUCCAGACUGCACAACUCCCUCUCACACCUCCCUUCAGUCAACAUAACCCAGCCAUCCAAUACUCACGUUCAUUACAAGCAUCACCAGCCCUUCAGUCACCCUAUCCAGUGCCCAUGGCACGAGGCAAGUCCCUGCAAGGAAUUAUUGAGCACGAAGAACUCUCAGCGGAGCCCAUAGGAGCACCGACCAGAUCUUUGUUUGAGAUGGCUGAUAUGCCCGUGCCUGAACCUCGGAGACGGGCUCAGUCUCCCCCAGUGGUUGGGCAAACGGAGCCAAGGAAGGUCAAGGUUGAAUCGACUUCCGAAGAAGCAGAGCUCGUUCCAAAGCUCGAAGACACGGCUGUGCCGGACCUUUCGAACAUAAAGGCACCGGCUGGCAGCACUUCGCCAGGCAGGCCGGCUCUGUCGCCUCGACGGAUGUCGAUCUCAGAUCUCAACCUGGAACCCGGCAUGGAGGCAUCAAUUGAGGAAACAAACAUCACGCUGGAUGACAUUGCACAGUUUAUCCGUGGUCCAGAUCCUGUGGACAACAAAUGGGUCUGUCAGUAUGAGCAUUGCAACAAGAGAUUCGGCCGGAAAGAAAACAUCAAAUCACAUAUCCAGACCCACCUUGGUGAUCGUCAGUUCCGAUGUGACCAUUGCAAGAAAUGCUUUGUCCGAGGUCAUGAUCUCAAGCGCCAUGCCAAAAUCCAUACCGGGACAAAACCAUAUCCUUGUCUCUGCGGAAAUUCGUUCGCUCGCCACGACGCAUUGACUCGCCACCGACAGAGAGGAAUGUGUAUUGGUGCGUUUGAAGGUGUCGUCAAGAAGGUGAUGAAGCGCGGUAGACCCAGGAAGCAUCGACCGGAGAUGGACGAACGUCUGGACAAGGCCAAUCGAACCAGGCAGAGGACCACCGAGCAAUAUCCCGAUCCAUACACGUCUUCUGCAUCGAGCUGCUCUUUGUCAAGCUGGGGCUCACCACCAACGGAAACCAUGGACAAUCUGAGCAUCCGUGGAACGUCACCUUUCGAGAACAUGGCGCUCUUUGGUGUGCCACAGCACAAUCUCCUGAACAUGGAUCAAAUGAUUGGCUUUCCUCCCGACACGUUCUCCUUCACGCCGCCGCAUAGCCCAGGAUAUUCCACAGGCAACAAGCCCAGUCCCGUCUACCGCGAGCUGACACCGGCAGAGCUCGGCGAGAUUCCAGAGCUGCAGCACAGUGACAGAUCACAAAUGCUACCAGAACUCCCGGCCUUGGACAAUGGCUUGCCAAUGUUGCGUGCCACCCUGAACGUCUCGGCAGAACAGAGUUUGCCGAGUCUUUCACACUCGUGCUCAUCACCCGCUGCUGAUAUGGCGGCUUUCGAUUUCUCGGACCUACCUACCAAUCCUGCCUCAGUCAUGCAUUCCCCCCAACUGCCCAUGAAGAUGGAGCAACAGGAAAGGAAUGAAUUCGACAACUUCCUCGACUAUAGCGGGAUGCAGAUGGGACUGGACCCUUCAACUCAGGAUUACUUCUCCAUCUGA
This is a messenger RNA of Fonsecaea erecta, 2040 nucleotides long. RefSeq lists its product as hypothetical. Gene Ontology annotation, molecular function: RNA polymerase II cis-regulatory region sequence-specific DNA binding; DNA-binding transcription factor activity, RNA polymerase II-specific. Gene Ontology annotation, biological process: regulation of transcription by RNA polymerase II. The coding region runs from base 1 to 2040 and encodes 679 amino acids. NCBI's taxonomy places the organism in Eukaryota, Fungi, Ascomycota, Eurotiomycetes, Chaetothyriales, Herpotrichiellaceae. The record is from RefSeq and is a predicted model, not a curated record. The transcript is spliced from 2 exons.